Paramacrobiotus metropolitanus is the source of this 1358-nucleotide messenger RNA. RefSeq lists its product as uncharacterized. Bases 375 to 992 code for a protein of 205 amino acids. Gene Ontology annotation, molecular function: oxidoreductase activity; FMN binding. Lineage: Eukaryota; Metazoa; Tardigrada; Eutardigrada; Parachela; Macrobiotidae. The transcript has 5 exons. The record is from RefSeq and is a predicted model, not a curated record. Gene Ontology annotation, cellular component: cytosol.
CAGUGCAGUUUAAAGCAUGACACGUCAGUUCACUGAACCAUCAUAUUGGAACCGGUUUGGUUAGCUUUUGUUUCUCUGCAUUUCGAAAUUCUUCUCCGAAGUUUCUCCUGUCUGCUUGCAGUUCAUCUUGAUACUGUUUCUGGUUAUCUGACAGCUCCACAAGCGGUUUCUUCGUUCUUUAUUGGCUUUUCAGCAGCUAGCAACUUGGCAGUGCAUUUUUGGGAACGAUUGUUCAUUUGUCUAAACUCAUAGCCUCCGAGGAAAUUGUUUGCUCGUUUAAUCGGUGUUGAACAGGCAUUUAGUCAUCGACUUCCUGUGUGUAACGCUGCAGUUUUGGAGUGUUUAGUGUCCAGUUCUGUACCGCUAAUUAAACCAUGUCUUCCGAAAAGCUGAACCUGGUUGUCUUCCUGGGAAGUGUUCGCCAAGGACGCCUGGCGGACCGUGUGGGGAAAUUUAUUCGCAAGCAGCUGGAAAGUCGCGGCCAUCGUGUGACCAUUCUCGAUCCUUUGGAACUGAAGCUGGGGGAAGUGCACCAGCCUCUGCAUUUUUAUCGCAAUCCGGCCGAAGCCCCGGAGAUUUUACGUACGGUGAAUAAAACGAUUCAGGAUGCUGAUGCCUUCGUUGCCGUGGCGGCGGAGUACAAUUCGGCCAUUUCGCCGUCGUUGUGCUCUAUUAUGGAUCAUUUUCCACCGGCAUCCUAUUCUUGGCGCCCGAGUUGCAUUGUCACGUAUUCAAUGGGUAAUUACGGAGGUAUUCGUGCGGCCAUGCAGUUGCGGGAAUUUCUUUCGGAAUUGACAACUGUUCAUAUGCCCAGUAUGGUUGUGAUUUCGAAGGCUCAUGAGCGCCUGACGGAUGAUGGAGAACCAACGGGUGAAGGCGUGCAGCUUCUGCCCAAAGCAGCAGCGGAUAUGAUUAAUCAGCUGGAGUGGUACGCUGCGGCACUCAAGAAUCAUCGCGCGAGUGGAUGUCCGAAGAUCGAACCAUUCCGAUAAAGAGGUCUUCCGAUGAGAGUUCGCUCUGAUUCAAUUUGGUAGCUUAUUUAUGAAUGUUGCUUGAACUUGCUUCUAUGUACGGUUUCGCUUCCGGUGAUGGAAUUUUAGUAACAAAUUUUUUAUAGCCAUGACAGUAUGCGCUUGCUGGGGUGAUGAUUUAGAUUGCUUUAUUAAAUUAAUAUAUAUUACAAUAAAUAAGUUGUUGUUGGAGCUAAUAUAAUAUGUUGGUGCUUGCUGGGUUAAGGUGUGUUUGACAAAGUCUGAUUUCCCGGUUCUUCCGCGGUUUUUUUAGCCAAUGACAAGUUGUGCUGACCGCAAAUAAAUAUAGCGAAAGUAUUUGUGAUUCGUACCGUAACUCGCACUAUU